Molecule: messenger RNA, 1377 nt
Organism: Musca domestica (house fly)
Lineage: Eukaryota; Metazoa; Arthropoda; Insecta; Diptera; Muscidae
Exons: 1
Coding region: 155-1264 (369 amino acids)
Molecular function (GO): protein binding
Source: RefSeq, a predicted model, not a curated record
AUGAAAUGCCACAAAAUACGAAUAGAAGAAGAAUAGAUAAGAAGAAGAGUCUCAAUUACUUUACUUCAAUUUUUUUCUUUUUUCUGGAAAAAGACAAAAAGACGGGCAAUUUCAGAUUUUGGAAUAUUUCAACACUUUAUUCAUUCACCAGAUUAUGAGUAUUAUUGAAUUUGAAAUUGAUGAAGUACGUAAACUUUGUGAAAAUGUUGUUCCCAACUCAAAAAUAAUUGCGUGCACUGCAGCUGCCCCAGCGCCCUUUAUACGUGUUGAUAUCCACGAGAAUCAGUUCUAUCGUCAACUUACAGCGUGUCUUCGUUUUCCAAACGAUUAUCCCAAAGAAGCGGUUCUAAUUGAAUUGAAAAGCAAAACUCUUUCGGAUAAGUUUCUUCAAGGUUUGACAAGUGUUUGCGAAAAACAAUUGCAACAAGAGUUCUUGGGAAAACCUCAGUGUCUGAAGGUUCUCAAGUUUUUGCAACAGUAUGUUCAAGAUAACCCGCUGUGCGUAUGUUUCGAUGAGAUACAGCAAUUGCGUAAAGAUUUGGGACCUGAAGCAACUGCGGACCAGUUAAAGCUGAAACAGAAAGCAAGUGCGAUUCAUUUCACCGCUAAAGGUGGGGAGUAUUAUUACCGAUUAAAGGCUGUGGUACCUGAUGAUUAUCCGCAACAUUGUGUUGAAUUGCAACAGCAGGAAACAAAUCUUCCUGCCAUUUUGUUGCGAUAUUUAAAUGGCCAAUCACGUGAAAUUGCUCGUCAAUGCGUAGAGCCGCCGUUGCGUAUGCCCAAAGGAAAAACUAUAGCCGAUUUUCAACCAGUACCCUCGCUUUAUAGAGCGUUAAAGUUUUGCCUUGAGGCGACAAGAGGAUUUCAUAUGGAGGAAUGCCCUAUAUGUGGACAAUUGGUAUUACCUCGUAACCCAAAUGAUUUGGAGAAGGACGAAAACAAAGACUCGUAUGUUGAACGUGUAUAUUGCGGCCAUUUGUUCCAUCAGGGUUGCCUGAAGUUGUACCUGUCAGAGCCUCCAUUUCCCAAGGGUGGGAAACUUUGUCCAGCUAAACGUCGUCAUUUACGUUCGGAUGCUACAUAUUAUAUGGGCGGCAUGCAAGGUUCAAAAAUGCCCAAAAUAUUACCCGAUGAAGGUGGUGCUUGCGGUAUACGUUUAGCCCAUGAUCGUUGGGUGGUCAAUGUGAAAGUUGCCGAAAGUCGUUGGGCCCAAAAACAAGCACGUCAGCGAGAAUUGGAAGAGGUUGUGGAUUUCUUGAAGUGAUUUAAAAAGAGGCUUUAUACGACAUUUACAUGACAAAUUUUUAAGAAGAAAUCAUCAAAUUCAAUAUUAUGUGACAAUGUCUCUUUUUAAUAAAAUUAUUCCUUGCAAAAGAA